Messenger RNA from Trichoplax adhaerens, 417 nucleotides. RefSeq lists its product as uncharacterized. Lineage: Eukaryota; Metazoa; Placozoa; Uniplacotomia; Trichoplacea; Trichoplacidae. The transcript is spliced from 2 exons. Gene Ontology annotation, biological process: defense response. Bases 1 to 417 code for a protein of 138 amino acids. Gene Ontology annotation, cellular component: extracellular matrix. The record is from RefSeq and is a predicted model, not a curated record.
AUGAAGUUCACGUUGGUCUUACUUGCCUCACUUCUCUUCUUGGCCGUCGCUGUACGUGCCGAGGAAGAACAACCUACAACUAUCGAAGAAGUUAAAGAUCAAGCCCCAGCAGAAAAUGAAGAGGGCGAGGUAGCUGAAAAAGAAGAAGACGAGAUCGAAUCUCCUGAGAAUGAAUUACAAGAUAGAGAAGCAGAUGAAGAAGAAGAAGUACCUGAAGAAGCUAAAGCAGCCUUCUGGAGACGCCGUCGCCGUCGUCGUCGUCGCUUCGUCUACCGUCGUCGCUUCGUCUACCGUCGUCGCUUCUUCUACCGUCGUCGCUUCUACUACCGUCGUCGCUACUGGUACCGCCGUCGCUUCUAUUACCGCCGUCGCUUCUACUACCGCCGCCGCCGAUUCGGAAAGAGUGCCGAAAACUAA